AUGGGGGUGCGCGCGCACCUCCUCGUCGUCCUUUGCAUCCUCGUCGCCGGCACAAGCACCGCUCAGCUUUUGCCGCCACCAACGGCGCUGCCGCCGCACGGCCCGGCACCGCAGAUGAAGGCACCGCCGUUCGGGCGCGCCAUGAUGAUGGUCAUCACGGUGGUCGCCGUGGCCAUCGGCGUUCUCUUCGUCCUGCUCUUCUUCUGCGCGUACGUCACCCGGUGCCGCCUCGUCGAGGACCACGACGCGGCGCAUGGAGGCAGCGUCGCGCCGGGCGGGGUGUCAAGGCGGGGGAAGCGCGGGCUGGACCCGGCGGUGGUGGCGACGUUCCCGAUGGUGCCGUACAGGGAGAUCAAGGGGCACAAGAUCGGCAGCGGCGCGCUGGAGUGCGCCGUGUGCCUGACGGAGUUCGAGGACGCCGACGACCUCCGGCUGCUCCCGCACUGCUCGCACGCGUUCCACCCGGAUUGCAUCGACCCGUGGCUCGAGACGCGGACCACGUGCCCUCUGUGCCGCGCCAACCUCGAGAAGCCACCGCCACCGGCGCCACCGUUGGCGCCGCAAGCCGUCGUGGCGAUACCGGUCGGGGAGGAGACAAACAUCGACGUGGAUGCCCGGAAGGAGGAGGCCGCGGAGCUGGAGAAGCUGCGCAGGGAGCGCCGGGCGGCGAGGCUGCUGAGGUCGCACUCGACGGGGCACUCGGCGGGGCAGUGCGACUGCGAGGACCACGAGAGGUUCACGCUGCGGCUGCCGGAGCACGUGAGGGAGGAGGUGCUCAGCAGGUGCUGCGCGAGGCCCGCUGUGGAGAGCCUGAGCGGAGGAGGGUGCGCUGUGGGAGAAAGAGGAGGCAGCUUCCGUGGUGACGCCGGAGGAGCCAGCGGCGGCGGCGACUGCAGCCGCGGCGAGUGGCGGUGGCAGACGCUCCUGGCCAGGACGAUGCCAUGGGCCCGAGCGGAAGGUGCGGGAUGA
This is a messenger RNA of Triticum dicoccoides, 969 nucleotides long. RefSeq names its product E3 ubiquitin-protein ligase ATL6-like. The record is from RefSeq and is a predicted model, not a curated record. Bases 1 to 969 code for a protein of 322 amino acids. The transcript has a single exon. NCBI's taxonomy places the organism in Eukaryota, Viridiplantae, Streptophyta, Magnoliopsida, Poales, Poaceae.